GACUAAGAAAGCAGAAUAGAGCGCCGCAAUGACCCUAUCAACAUAAAAGUACAAAUUCUCUAAGGAGGACCGUCCGAUCCGCCACCACGUCACCGAUCCGCGUGAAUUCGCAUUUCAACGGCUCCGAUCGCGGUUGCAGAGCUACUGAAAAUAAAAGAUUUUUUUUCGAGAAAGUGUUUUCUGAGUCGACGAGGAUGAAGGUGAUGGAGGACCAGGUAGAAUUCGAAGAGGAAGAGGAGGUUUUGGUUUUGUACGAAGAAGGCGGUGAAGACGAGGCCGUCGAUGGCGCGGAAGAAGGUGAAGAGGAGGAGGACGGUGAUGAUGACGAUGAGGACGAAGAUGAUGAUGAUGAUGAUGAGGAUGAAGAUGAUGACGGUGAUGUACAGGAGGUUGUACCUUCCUCCGGUGGUCCUCCGGUGCAGUCUGUAGAUGAUGACGAGGACGACGAUGAGGACGACGACGACGAUGAUGAGGAUGGCGAUGACGAUGAUGAUGAUGGUGAAGGCGAUGAUGACGAUGACGACGACGACGAAGAUGAAGAUGAGGAAGCUCAAGGGGAGGAGGAUCUGGGAACUGACUACCUUGUCAGGCCAGUAGGCCGUGCCGAGGAUGAGGAAGAUGCCAGUGAUUUUGAACCGGAGGAGAACGGUGAGGAGGAAGAUGUUGAGGAAGAGGAUGAAGAUGACGAUGAUGGUGAUGCCGGUGGGAAGGUUGAUGCUCCAGCAAAGAGGAAGAGGUCGGGUAAAGAUGAUUCGGACGAUGAUGACGGUGGAGAGGAUGACGAGAGACCAUCCAAGCGAUAGGGUUCGGCCUACCUUGGUUUGAGGUCUGACCAUUGAAACAUAGGUCAAUCUCUCUCUUUCUCUCUUUCUUAAAUCCAUCUCCUCUUUGUAGAAAGAAGGAUACAAUGGUUCAUGGUUUCCGUUCUUAGUUGGUGUAUUAUCAAGGUAGCAGUUAGGGUCAUGAGUCUCAUCUGGUAAUGCCUAGUUGUUAUGUGGGGGUUGAAGAACUCUGGUUUAGGAUUUUUCUGUAAGUUAUGGAUUUAGAUGAGGUUGUAGACUUUGGAAGACUUUAUCAUCAUCUAUUAGGUUGACUGCAGAUUUUCUAGGUUGGGUCCUUGUGCUUUAUUUUUCUGGAUUGUUGAACGGUUGGUGGAUCUUAUAUGGUUUUUAUGUGAUGUUGUUUUUAAAAUUUUGAUUUCA
Messenger RNA from Corylus avellana, 1202 nucleotides. RefSeq lists its product as uncharacterized. Lineage: Eukaryota; Viridiplantae; Streptophyta; Magnoliopsida; Fagales; Betulaceae. The record is from RefSeq and is a predicted model, not a curated record.